AUGCUCGCAUUUUGUGGAGAUAGCUUGCGGAGGUGCAGCCGCCUCACAGGAACGAUCGUGGGGAGGGACGGGUUGCUUCAUUGGAAUGCCCGAACCGUGUGCUAUUGGUCUAGUGCAGUACCGGAUGACAUUCGACGGCUAUGCCGAAUUGGUGCGCGAGAUAAUGCAAGAGAACAUCCAUGA
Bipolaris oryzae ATCC 44560 is the source of this 183-nucleotide messenger RNA. RefSeq lists its product as uncharacterized. The record is from RefSeq and is a predicted model, not a curated record. The transcript has a single exon. Lineage: Eukaryota; Fungi; Ascomycota; Dothideomycetes; Pleosporales; Pleosporaceae. The coding region runs from base 1 to 183 and encodes 60 amino acids.